Molecule: messenger RNA, 1152 nt
Organism: Colletotrichum karsti
Lineage: Eukaryota; Fungi; Ascomycota; Sordariomycetes; Glomerellales; Glomerellaceae
Product: pectin lyase
Exons: 5
Coding region: 1-1152 (383 amino acids)
Molecular function (GO): pectate lyase activity
Source: RefSeq, a predicted model, not a curated record
AUGCACUUCUUUUCCGUUCUCUCGGUGGCUCUGGCCCCGGCCCUCGUUGCUGCGCAAGUGAAGGGAACAGCUUACGGUUUCGCCAAGGGCGUUACCGGCGGAGGCACUGCUACUCCCGCCGCCCCCAAGGACAUCAAAGAGCUUGCCACGUGGCUCUCUGACAGCACUCCUCGCGUCAUUCUCAUCGACAAGACUUUCAACUUUGUCGGAUCGGAAGGUUCCGCUACUGAGGCAGGAUGCACCAAGAAGACCUGCACCAUGGCUCAGGGUGGCCAGGACUACAUUGGCUCGCUCAGCUGUGGCGGCAGUGACAUGGUCGCGGCCCAAAUCACGUACGACAAGGCCGGCGCGACUAACCUGCCCGUCGGCAGCAACAAGUCAAUUGUGGGAGUUGGCAGCAAGGGUGUCAUCCAGGGCAAGGGCCUCAAACUGCCCAAGACGUCCAAGAACGUCAUCAUCCAGAACGUCCACAUCACCAACCUCAACCCCAAGAGCGUCUGGGGUGGCGAUGCCCUUCAGCUCGAGGGCAAUGACGGCGUCUGGGUUGAUCACUGCAAGUUCAGCAAGGUCGGCCGCAUGUUUGUUGUUUCCCACUACGACGCCAACCGCCUAACCAUCUCCAACUCCGAAUUCGACGGCACGACUACGACCUCCGCGACUUGCAACAACAACCACUACUGGACUGUUAUGUUCAUCGGCAAGGGCGACCAGGUCACUCUUGAUCGCAACUACUGGCACACUCUCUCCGGCCGCGCCCCGAAGCUGGGCCAGGACGGCGUGACUACCACCGUUCAGGCCACCAACAACCUCUUCUCCAACAUGAAGGGCCACGCUUUUGACAUCUACUCCGGCACGUCCGCCUUGAUCGAGGGCAACGUCUUUGAGAACGUCAACCAACCGAUGACCGCCCAGGCGGAGAAGGUCAACACCGUCUUCAACGCCCCCGACGCUGCCUCGCUGGCCGCCUGCUCCAGCAGCCUCGGCCGCAGCUGUGUUGCUAACAGCCUCUCUGGAAGCGGCAAGUUCGCCAGCAUGAAGAACACGGCUGGCCUGGCCGCCCUUGCUAAGGUCAAGGCGUCCCUGGUCAAGCCCAUCCAGGCAAGCAAUGUCAAGAGCACAGUCUCUGGAAGCGCCGGUAUUGGAAAGAUCUAG